This is a messenger RNA of Lacerta agilis (Sand lizard), 436 nucleotides long. Its product is annotated as enhancer of rudimentary homolog. The record is from RefSeq and is a predicted model, not a curated record. The transcript has a single exon. NCBI's taxonomy places the organism in Eukaryota, Metazoa, Chordata, Lepidosauria, Squamata, Lacertidae.
UUUGGUGCUUCGCGCCUGAGCCGAACGGAACAAGUCGCCAUGUCUCACACAAUUUUGCUUGUUCAACCUACCAAACGACCAGAAGGCAGGACUUAUGCUGAUUAUGAAUCUGUGAAUUAAUGCAUGGAAGGAGUCUGUAAAAUGUAUGAAGAGCAUCUGAAGAGAAUGAAUCCUAACAGCCCUUCAAUUACAUAUGAUAUUAGCCAGUUAUUUGAUUUCAUUGAUGACUUGGCUGACCUCAGCUGCCUUGUUUAUCGUGCUGAUACUCAGACAUACCAGCCAUACAAUAAAGACUGGAUAAAGGAGAAGAUCUAUGUCCUUCUCCGCAGACAAGCUCAACAAGCAAGCAAAUAGACACCAUGGUUAAGGGGGUUUUGAGGGAAGGGUUUUGACAACAGGUGUGUACAGCGUUCUGUAGUGAAAGUUUUGUAUUGUA